Molecule: messenger RNA, 3523 nt
Organism: Saccostrea cuccullata (small rock oyster)
Lineage: Eukaryota; Metazoa; Mollusca; Bivalvia; Ostreida; Ostreidae
Product: maternal B9.15 protein-like
Exons: 4
Coding region: 129-1208 (359 amino acids)
Biological process (GO): negative regulation of cell population proliferation; negative regulation of mitotic cell cycle
Cellular component (GO): nucleus; cytoplasm
Source: RefSeq, a predicted model, not a curated record
UAUUUUGGCCGAAAACGAGGCAGUGACUCAACUUGACGACACGAUUGAACAAGAACGAGAAAAACAAGGGCAAUUUCGUUAGAUGCCCAUGAAUUCAGUGAACGUGGACCACCUGAAAGACAGUAAUUAUGAGAGAAGAAAUUGGUGCAGCAGUUUUGUUUAUUACUCGAUUGAUACGCCUAAGCGGUAGCGUUUCAAAAGAGAAGGUUGUAGAAUUUUCCGAUUCUUUGUCCGCCAUUUUGAACGAAAAAUUCACGAAUCAUUGGUAUCAAGAUCAUCCAACAAAAGGACAAGGAUACAGAUGUAUUAGAAUAAAUUCAGCAGAACCAAUAGAUCCAGUGUUGGAAGAAGCAGCUAGAAACUCAGGACUUCAGUAUCAUGACCUCCGACUUCCUUCCGAAUUGACUCUGUGGGUUGACCCAAAAGAUGUUUGCUGCAGGUUUGGAGAAAGCAGGGGCUCUUUUUGUACAUUGGCAACUACCAAAGAUGGCAACUUGGAGAAUAUGGCACACUCUAUAAACAUUGAAGAAUUGUUAAGACAGGAGACAGAGAGACACAACCAGCAGGUUAAUAUUGUGACUACAAGAACUAACAUGAAUGUCUCUCAUGCCAAGUUUACCAAGGGUAUUCAUAAUGCCAACUAUUAUUCCAAGUUCCAGAACAACUUUUACAACAACCAACAAUUCCAGAACACCCAUAAUCGUUUCCGUCCCCAAAACAAAAACAACAAAAAACAGGCACAGCAUGAAGAGCAGGUGAAUGGCGUGAGAGUCUCCCCCGACCACGUGAAUGAGGUCAGACAACAAUUUAUGGACCAAGUCAACAGCAUUGUCAAGGAGGGAGAGAAAGUGUGUGAGCCCAAACCUAUGUCUCCCAACCCAACAAGCUCAUCCUCAUCUAAACACGCAAAGACUGAUACCUCCAGCAAGACCUCCCACACUAAUGCUACCAAAUCUACCACAAAGUCGAAUGAGAACGAGACGGCCAAGACCAACACUGGUGGAUUAAAGGCAACCAAUGACAACACGAAACCAAGCUCUGAUAAGUCAAGUGUGGAGGACGUCAAAUCUAACAAACCAUCUCAGGCCAAGGGCAGGUACCAACCGGACCAGAAUACCUCAGUCAAACCAGGCAGUUAUAACGGGGGCAAGGGUACUCACUGGCUCAAUCGCACACACUCAAAAUUUAAUUCUCAGAAGGUGUAUUAGAUAAAUGAUUUGAUUGGAUGUGAUGCAGGAGAUAUUUUUUGGUUAAAAUAAAUGGAUAAAAUGUGAUUGUAGUGAUGUGAACUGGCUAAGAACAGAUUUUUCAGUAUGUUCAGAUUUGUAAGGUGGUUUUUUUUUUUAACUUGAACAAGAGAUGUGAUAGAUAAUCUAGUCUAGUGCUUCAUUUUAUUUCACUGCUGGUAAAACAUCUUGUGCUCAUUUGUAAUGCCAGUUUUUAAAUUAUUUUUGUCUUGCCAAAGUAACCACUUGGUCAUCAGGUUAUGUACAUAUAGAACACACCAACUCCAUUUCUGCUCACACAUUCAGUCAGUGGUCAUGAGAAUUGUUAAAUCUUUAAAUGUUUAUUGAUAUUUAUCAUGAAGAGUAUUGUAUAUGAGAGCUCUAUAUAUUUAUGUGUGGUCUAUAUUGCCAGAGCAGACACUGCCAUUAGAUACAGAGUUGUAAGAAUGGCUGCCAGUUUUUUUUUGUAGUUAAACCAUUGAUAUCAUGAUUUCAUUUUUCAACAUCUCAAUUUGUCAUAGCCAGCAUUUGUAGCAGGUUGUAUAGUCACAGGACAUACAUGAGUGCAUGUAUACAUAAUUUAUAUCUUAUAUUUAUACAAGGUUAAUUUCAUCAGAUGAAAUGGCAGCAAAUAUUCCACCUGAUAUAUUUACUAAGAAGUCUCAGCUCCAUGUAAUGUAAAUCGUUAGAGAACAGGGUAUGAGUGUCCAUCAUUGAUCUGUCAGCAUUAAUGAGCUCUCGACAGGAAAAAUUUGUAUAUAUAUAGACUUUCCUUCCAUUAUUGAUUUAAUAUUUGUUUAUUAAUCAUUUCAAAAUGGUAUUUUCAAAGUAUAUUGUAAUUCACUUUCAAGAAAGUGCAUUGUUUAUAUGCUAACUUAGGAGAAAAUUUAUUGUUUUACUCGGGGAAUUUUUUUUUUUCAUUUCACAGAGUGCUAUGGAUAGUUGGAAGAGGUGUACAUUUACAUUAAUUUAUUCCAGUAUUAUAUCUAUGAAAAAGGGUAAUGUUUGAAAUUGAUUGGGGUGUACUAUGAUAACAAAUACAAAUCAGUUAGAUAAUGAUCAAAGAUACAUUUCCAAUUGAAUAUAUUACUGACUAUCCCGAGUUAUCUGUGGUAUCUCUGAUUACUGCUUUAAUGUUUGGUAACCUUUGUGUUGUGUACUUUUGCUGUUUUGAAUUGUCACCCAGUGUCCUUCUCCCCUAUGUUAUCUAACAGUACUGAAGAAAUGAAGUGCCUUACAAAGUCUUAAAAGCAUUACAAUACACUGGGUGAAUUAAAGAGUGGAACAGUCUACUUUAUGACUACUAAAGUUUAAUUCUUGCACAGUUGUUUUACUUGUACUAUGAGAAAUAUUAAUUUAAUGCAUAACAAUUUUUCUUUUUCAAAGAAUGCAAUGAUACAGAAUUCAAUAAACUAAGAAUGCAGAUUUUGCAUAUUUUAAUUAAGAUGAAUGCAUGCAUUAAGCUUUAGUGACUUGUCUUAAAGUGUUUUCUUUGAAUUUUUUUGUAUUCCAACAUUUUAGUAUAUGGUAUUUUCUACCUUAUUUCUCCUUGCAUAUCUGCCUUUACAUUAGAAGUGCUUCCCUAAAUUCCAUCAUUUAAACCUCAUAAUAUAAUGGUUUUCAUCAAUUUGUGUAUUUUUUCCCUAUAGGAUUUUAAUGUCUAUGUUCAAACAUUGGUAAAGCCAUGCCCUGAAAGAUCUACUGUAUCAGGAAAUCAUGUCACAAAAUCUGAUAUAUAAACAAGUCCUCAUUAUAACAUUUUAUGAACUGCAUAUGUAGUGUUCUGUUUGAUCUCUUUUGAUUUUUGCUAAUCAUGUGCAAUAUGCAUACCCAGGUCAUCUUCCAAACAUUGACCAAUCAUAUGAUGCAGACAAAAUAUGCAUUUUUUUUUUUUUGUAACCCCUUAGUUUUCAUUCCAUUUGAUAGCAUGUUUCUAGAAAUCCCUUGGACUCUUUCAGUGGCAUUAUUUACUUAGUAUGUAGCCUAGUUUAUAUGUACCGUUAUUUUGUGGUAAAUCUCAUUAGGAAACCAGUCUCUAUACCUGCCUUGCACAUAAAAUCAAAUGUUAUUGUAUUCAAGAAUUAUUUUCCUUUCAUAGCAUUUUUGUUUUCUGAUUUAUAAUAGUCAGAUCAUUAUUUUCAUGUAUGAAAUUAAAUAUUCAUUUUAUUCAGCACAUGAAUAGAUGCAAAAAACACAAAAGCCUCAAGUUUAAAGAUCUAAAAUGUUAUACUUCAGUGAUGUUACCGGUUACUUUCUAAGAGAUCUGGUUUAAUAAAUUUUUAUUUAAUGUACAAAAA